Messenger RNA from Sphaeramia orbicularis (orbiculate cardinalfish), 2445 nucleotides. Its product is annotated as nuclear GTPase SLIP-GC-like. The record is from RefSeq and is a predicted model, not a curated record. The coding region runs from base 29 to 2263 and encodes 744 amino acids. Gene Ontology annotation, molecular function: GTPase activity. NCBI's taxonomy places the organism in Eukaryota, Metazoa, Chordata, Actinopteri, Kurtiformes, Apogonidae. The transcript has 17 exons.
AGUAGUAAAGAGAAAGUUGGAACUUCGGAUGGAGGAAAACAAAAAUCAAACUCCAAAUAAACGACAGUGUAACACUGUAACAGGAGCAUAUGAAGAACACAGAAAAUUGGGUGAGGUGAAACGCAUCAUGAGCACUCUUCAUGACAGAUUACAUAACUAUGACAGAACAGAGCUGAAUGAUUUCCUGAGGAACCAAAUUUGUGAUUUGGAGACAGACAAAAGGGAGAUGGUCGGGGUCUUUGGUAAAACCGGGGCUGGAAAGAGCUCUUUGAUUAAUGCCAUCAUUGGAGAGAAGCGUCUUUUGCCAUCUGGAAGUGUCAGUGCAUGUACUACAGUCAUGAUUCAAGUAGAAGCUAAUAUGGAGAACCAAAAAUAUGAGGCACACAUUGAGUUCAUCACAAAAGAGGAGUGGAAGGAUGAGUUGUGGUCUUUCAAAAACCUCUCUGGUGACAGUGGAGAUGAGGACAGUGACAAUGGAGAUGAGGAAAAUAAAUCUACCAGAGAUGAUGAUGAAUAUUACGACAAUGUUGAAAAGCUGACAGCACUUUAUGGAGAUCAAUGGAAAAGCAAAUCACCAGAAAACUUGAUGGCAUCCAAGUAUUUCAAAGACGUCCCUGAAUUUCUCCAAUCCAAGAAGAAAAUUUUGUCAUGUGACUCGCCCGAAGAGCUAUCUGCAAAAUAUCUGAAAUACACAAGAAGUGGGUCAACAAAAGAAAACAGUGGAGAAGUAGAAAAGUUUUAUUGGCCUCUGGUGAAGUGUGUGACUGUCAAGGUGCCAAAAAAUGAUCUUCUCCAGCAUGUCACAUUGGUAGAUCUUCCUGGAAAUGGAGACCGUAACAAGAGCAGAGAUCAAAUGUGGAGAAGGAUUGUUGGAAAUUGCUCUACUGUGUGGAUAGUGGCUGAAAUAAACCGAGCAGCAACAGAGAUAGAAAGCUUGGAGAUCUUGAAAAGAACCUGUAGCCUCAUGGGAAAUGGUGGCGAAUGUCAGAACAUUCACUUUAUCUGCACUAAGACUGAUGAUGUAAUUGAAGACUCAGAUGCAGAUGUUGGCCGUCGCAUAUUUAAGAGGAAUAUGGAAGCUAAGGACAAAGUGAGGCAGGAGUUCAACAAACUAAAAGACAUUAAGAAACAAUUCAGGGAUGACUGCUUCACAGUAUUCACUGUGAGCGCCAGAGAAUUUCUAAAGGAAAGACUUCUCAAACCAGAGGAAACUGAAAUACCCGAACUUCAGAAGUUUCUGCGAAGUCUCAAUGACCAGCACUCAGAAACACUGAACUAUGUGUCUGGAGCCUAUGGGAUUCUCUCUCUGAUGAAGGCGGCACACUGUGGAGAUGCUGCCAAAAGAACAUCUGUGUUUGCAGAGCUUAUGGAAAAUGUAGAACGUGAGAAAGAAAAAGUCAGAAAACCCAUGAACGACGCUUACAAAGUUUUUAAAAAACAGCUUGAUACGGGUGUUGAAAAAUCCAAAAAGUCAUGUGAAAAGGCGCUGGAAAAGAUAUUAUUUCAGACAAAAUCAGGGAGUGGUUUUCACAAGAAAUUGAAGUGUGUUGUGGUUAAAAAUGGCAUCCACAAACCAGUAAAAAAAAGGAAAAAAAGAAUCAGCAUGAACAUGACAUUGUCUUCACUUCUGUCUGCAAGCAUUGAUGAGGAGUUCAAAAACACCUUCCCGAAUGACGGGAAUUCGGGUUCAGUCUACAGAGCUAUCAGUGAAUUUUCACUUGACACAGAGAAACUGAUUCAAAACUACAAGGAUGUUGAACUGCAGCUGAUAUUUCUCAAGUCAGAGGAAGAAAAAAUGAAGGCGGAACUCUGCAAAACUAUCCGGAAUCGCAAGAAAACAAUCUACAAUAGUCUGAUAGAGACAAUUGAGGAAAACAUGCGAAAAUGCUAUACAAGAGUAGCAGAGGUCAGUGGCAAAGAGAGUCUUAAUACAAUGAGGAAAAUUAUUGAGGACCAUGUACAUGAGUCAAAGGCCACUAUGUUUGACUUGGCCAAGAAGAAGAUGUUGACCAAACUGAGAAAGCUGAUGAGGGACAUCUUGAAAACACUGACGUACACUAUGCAGAGAUCCAUAGAGCUGUCACUGAAGAUGAAUGACAACUCAAUCCCAGAUGUUUCAGCUGAACAUUCUAAAGUGGAGAGUUACUACAAAGAGCUGAAAGGCCCAGAUGAAGAGACUUCCUUACUCUGGCCUGACAUGUUGGAUGACUCAUUGAAUUCACCUGGUUCAUCUGCAGCAGCAGAGACGUCAGAUUUCAUUUAAACUCAUCAUGUCCUCACCAUGUCGGACUGUUGUUUCAGGGAAAACAAACAAGACAAUCUGAUUAGCUGCAGAAGGUUUCGCUGCCAUACCUAGGCUGUGGAGUUGCUAUCAGUCACUUUUAUUAACAUAUGUUGUAUUUUGGCAUUAUUUUAAUGUUUACCUUCAUGUUAGAAUAGGUUUGU